AUGACAACUCUUAGAACCAACCAAACUGGAGAUAUCGUGGCUGAGCUGGACUUUCAUGAGAGUUUCCACUGUCUUGCACUUUCUCACUUUCUAUUUCCUAGCCUUAAGGUUGUUGUUGAUGUGGGUGUGUCCAGAGAAAAAAUCCAAGAGGAGAUCAUUAAUCAGGGCCCCAGUCGACUUGUUCCCGAGGAGCCAGAGAAGAAGAACAAACUGCAUGAAACCAAGUCGCUGCUGAAGCAGUUUAGCCAGAUGAACCUCCCCCCAGACACCCGCCCUUUGAACAAGAGUUUCAUCCACGACGACAAGUGGAAGACAACGGAUUCGGAUCAGGAGAGACGCCGGUCUCUCCUUCAUGACUUCUGCCGGAAACACGGAAGUGGCAACCAUCUCCGAACCCACCUGACCCACCUGGUGUCCAGGAUCUAUGUGGAAGAUCGGCACAAAAUCUUGUACUGUGAGGUGCCGAAGGCAGGCUGCUCCAACUGGAAAAGGAUCCUGAUGGUCCUCAACGGAUUAGCCUCGUCGGCAUACGACAUUACCCACGAUGCCGUGCACUACGGAAAAUACUUGAAAAAGUUAGACAGCUUUGACUUAAAGGGUAUCUACACUCGUCUAAACACCUACACCAAAGCCGUGUUUGUUCGCGACCCCAUGGAGAGGUUGGUGUCUGCCUUCAGAGAUAAGUUCGAACACCCAAACAGCUACUACCACCCGGUUUUUGGAAAGGCCAUCAUUAAGAAAUAUCGGCCCAAUGUCUGUGGAGAGGCGCUGAAUAAUGGUUCAGGAGUCAAAUUCCAAGAAUUUAUACACUACCUCCUAGACGCCCAGCGUCCGGUGGGUAUGGACAUCCACUGGGAGCAAGUCAGCAAACUCUGCUAUCCCUGCCUGAUCAAUUAUGACUUUGUGGGGAAAUUUGAAACUCUGGAGCAGGAUGCCAAUUACUUUUUGCAGCUGAUAGGCGCCCCGAAAGAGCUGAAGUUUCCCAACUUUAAAGACAGGCACUCUUCGGACGAAAGGACUAAUGCAGGAGUCGUGAGGCAAUAUUUAAGGGAGCUGUCUAGUUCCGAGAGGCAGUUGACCUAUGAUUUCUAUUACCUGGACUACUUAAUGUUUAACUACACAGCUCCAUCUCUGUAGUAAGCAUCCGUUUCUGGAAACCCAUGCGACAACCUGUCAUGUGCAGGGAACGUGUCUAUCAACUCCGUUGUACUCUCCCAAGCGCUUAGUAUGGUGCUCUGUACGCUGUAAGUGCUCAGUAAAUGCCACCGAUGAUGAUAAUACCGACAUCAAAUCUGUAUGGAAAACCUCACCUUGAUUCUCGGUAAGGGAGAAAUGGGACAGCUUGGUUCAGGUGUCUUGACAAUUGGGGAUGUUAUGAAAUAAUGCAGUUUAGUCGGCCCAAAAUGUAAGGAAGAUGUAACAGAAAUGAGACAUAUAAACCACUUAAAUGACCUUAGUAUGUCUGGCAUUAUGGAUUAUAGUGUGGAAAAAAAUCAACAGUCCUAGCUGUUGCAUUAGUCCUUGUGAUGGUUUGACAAAGCAGCUGCAAUAGCAUGGUUUUUUCAAGAACUAGGAAUUCAUUGUCCAAUGUGCAUGGGUGUAUUUUUUACAGUCGGUGGCAUAUU
This is a messenger RNA of Ornithorhynchus anatinus (platypus), 1625 nucleotides long. RefSeq names its product carbohydrate sulfotransferase 9. The record is from RefSeq and is a predicted model, not a curated record. The transcript is spliced from 4 exons. The coding region runs from base 1 to 1137 and encodes 378 amino acids. NCBI's taxonomy places the organism in Eukaryota, Metazoa, Chordata, Mammalia, Monotremata, Ornithorhynchidae. Gene Ontology annotation, cellular component: membrane. Gene Ontology annotation, biological process: carbohydrate biosynthetic process; proteoglycan biosynthetic process. Gene Ontology annotation, molecular function: sulfotransferase activity.